GAAAAGCAUGCUAUCACAACGCGUGUGACCCGAACCUCAGAGCACUGAGUGGAUAUACAUGUGCUACACGAAAUCCCAUUUUGUAGCGGACAAUAGGAAGUUUUCUCCAUCUACAGAUUUGUAGUCGAUGUUUGUGUGGUUCCACGUUCUCAACUUGAUCCUAUGGAUGACAAACUUCCAGAGAUCCGAGACUGCACAGACUGUUGCACCCCAGGAAAGCUCAAAGAAACCGAUUAUUCGCCAGCCACCAACAGACACCUAUUCAGCGGAUGGUGUACUAGAGUUCGUUUGUCAAGCUGAUGGUGUUCCAAAACCGGUCAUCCACUGGUACGAUGCAGGCACAGGUCAGACUGUUAUCGACCGCGUUCCCACCAGUGGCUCGACAUCGGGAAUUCACGUCAAUCAGCAUUACGGUCGAUUGAUGAUUUCAAACCCUACACGGGACAAGGUCUACACGUUCUACUGCAACGCUUCAAACAGUGCCGGGUGGACAGUGAGUCACCCACCAGUCAAAGGAGGCCUAGCCUAUCUGGAUUCUGUUUUCCGUCAACUUCCAUUAGACAAAACUGUGCACGAAGGUGAUCGUGUUUUGCUUGAGUGUGUACCACCGAAAGGAGUUCCGAAGCCAUACGUACUAUGGCUGCGAGAUGGAAAACCCUUUGCCAUGAAAGGUCACUUACCACAGCCUGUCAAUAUCACUUUGCCGAGUUUACCGUCCGUAAAGGUGACCGAACAAGGUGAACUUCAGUUUGAUUCUGUUAGGCUCUCUGAUUCUGGAUCGUAUGUUUGUGUUGCGGGAAAUAUUAUUGGUAAAACUCAGUCACCUGCAGCAAAACUUACCAUUCAGCCGCGUGUGCGCUUCAUUGAGACACCCAAAGAUGUUCGGGCCCGUCAGGGUAUGGACGUGAAAUUCAGAUGUCGGACAGAGGGGAAUCACUUGGUGCAGUGGGGCAAAGGUCAAGAUGGUGGUGGAAUUAUCGAUCACACACGUACUGAGUUGGCCGAGGGUUAUCUACUACUAAAAAAUGUUCAGCCCAGUGACGCUGGUGUUUAUGUUUGUACCGCACCUGGAGGGAUUGCUGCCGAUGCUCAACUAACCGUUGAAACUCCCCCAACAUUCUCUCGGACACCGGACGAUUUGACAGUUCAUGAAGGUGAUGUUGCUGUCUUUCAUUGUAUCACAAACGGUUACCCAAAGCCAUCGAUCUACUGGGAAUUGCCUGAUAAAACACCAAUUUUUCCGUCAGAUCAUUUAACUGCAACGAACAACAACAAUCGAUUUUAUCUUCACAGUGAUGGGCGUUUGGAAAUCAGUCGUGCUCAGCUAAGUGAUUCAGGAAAAUAUCAAUGCACUGCGCAUUCAUCCAUUGACCGGAUUCAUUCCAGUGCUAUCCUUCAUGUCAUCCCAGAUCCCCACGCAAAUACAGAAAGCAAGAAAUCAGAGGGACCGCACACGAAUCUAGGGAACUCCAACACCCAUGCUCAUUUCCCUUUUGCUCCAAUCAUCGGCUUACCUCCUGCGAAUCAGACUCGCACUGUCGGCGAUGUUGUCACUCUGGAUUGCGAACUCAGUAUCAGUCGGGCAAGCGUCCAAGCAGGCGUGCACGUGCAUAAACAGCCGAUGGGAAUUCAGAGCUCAGAUUGGACUGUGAACUGGUAUCGAAACACUGCAUCAACCGGACACGAGACUGAGCUGUUGGAUUUUUCUGGUUUUGCUGACGUGCAACGUUACAGUCUUCUACCAGGGGGAAGCUUGCAAAUCGUCGAUGUUCAACUGAAUGAUGCUGGAAGCUAUACCUGUUCGGCACACACAUUAGUUCGCCUCUCUUCGUCAAAACAUGACGCUCCCUUGAUGUUGCAGUCUAACUGGACAGCAUAUUUGAACAUUGUGCCAUUUGGGACCCUAAUACCACCCGAGUAUGGUCAAGAAAACCCACUGUCACCACCGAGAAAUGUUCAUGUGACCAAUCACACUGACACAACCGUUACAUUGGCCUGGGAUGCGGCCAACUGGAUUGAUCCUGGUGUUGGAUCACGUGACUCAGGGGAUCGAUUUGACGGACAUCACAUCCCGAUAACCUAUUGGGUCGAGUUUUACCGUGCUGACCGACCCUUGGAAGGUUGGAAGACCGUGGAACAGAACUGGCAAGCGAACACGGUAAAAAUUGGUGGCUUAGAGACCAAUACUGUGUAUUACUUUCUGAUUCGCCCUCGCUGGAGUGACGGACGAGUUGGCUGGGUUAGUCCACCGAUAGGACCGGUGUUAACCUUUUCGUCAGCUUUUGCAGGUAGAUCGGGUGACCAGACCACAGGUCAAUUACACAAAGGACUGACGAACAAGGACCUAGUAUCUAUUAUGGAACGAGUGGAGAUCCAUAGCCUGAAGCUCUAUGCACUGACGCCUAGGCAUUUGCGGGUGAGCUGGACUGUGGAAGAACCACCAGGCAUUCUUCAACUAAUCAAUGGGUUCACAAUUUACUACCGUGAGGCUAACAUCCUACGAUGUAUUGCCGCUAAUUUAAAUCUGCUAAAUUCCGCCGAGACGGCAGACGUAGCAGAAAACGAGAGUGCCUAUUGUAGCCUGCAGAUAAGAGAAGGUGAUUCCAAAAGUCAACUGUAUCUACGUCUACAAGACUUCCAGCGUCUACGAACCAUUGCACACCAGCCCAAGGACAGUCAGUAUACACCCAAAACAAGUUCGACAAUGAGUUUAGAUGUGAAAGCCGACUUUGUCCCCAACGAAAGGCAACUUGAACAAAUGCAUCCUGUGGUGCUUGAGGGAUCCGGGCUUUUGCGCGAUCUUGAACCGUUUCGGUGCUACGAAGUCAGUGUAAAGUCUCACUUAACCAAUGGUUUACUUGGAAAAAUCGAGGGGCGAGAAAGUGUUGCCCACACUGUUCUGACUUUCGAGAGUUUCCCCAGUCUUCCUCCCGAUAGAAUCGCAGCCCUUUGGGUGUCUGCCACGGAAGUUGAACUGACCUGGACCGCGCCACCAGUGUCUGCAUGGAACGGCCUUUUGUCCGGCUAUGCCAGCUAUGUUUAUGAUGAAUUUGCACACAACUAUCAAACUUUCAAUACAACAAUCAAUUCGGAGAUGAAAAUACGCAUUCGCGGUUUGACAAGCCCGAGCGCAUACUUUAUACAAAUGGCUGCAGUAACCUGUAAAGGUGUUGGCUUACGCAGCAAACCGCUCAAACUGAAUCCAGAUUUGCGGCAACCAGGUCUUGGUGUUGGAUGGGGUUAUGAUGAACGUACAGGUUUACCUGCCAAAACCCAGUCAAAUAAGAACCAGCCCGGGAAUGUAAAGCCUUUUAUUCAACAACCAUGGUUUAUAAUUAUUCUGGUUAUCAGUAUUGUCCUAUGGAUCACGUUAACUACGCUGAUUGUGUGUUUUUGUCGCCGACAACGCUACACCCUACGGAAAACUGCAGGAGCCGUACUGAUUACCAAUAACUCACAUUCCACAUCGCUGACAGGUGAUAAUGGAGUGAAUGCGCAGGGGUCCAUAGACGGGCGUCGAACUGGUCGAUUUAUGAAAGGAACCAACAAUGUUCAACUGGAACCGUUAAUUUCCCCUGCUCCCUUCAAAUCUGAUUUGGAAAUGUUUGCCAGUCUACCAGUUAGUACAAACCAAGUGCACACUACCACCGAGGACGUGAGUAACUAUGGCGUUUAUUCUGUGACGCAGAGUGAGAUGGAUCGGAUCCAGUGGCCGUCGAGAAUGACGGACACGUCAGUCAACCGGAAUUCCGUGUAUCCUGUGUCACAUUCUCUGGUUGAUGGUGUUGGAUUCGUCACAUACGAGUCCAACGGUACACUGGCAUCACGACCUCAAACCAUGUCUCCUCAUGUAACACAAAAUUUCGACUACACCCCAUUGAACCAGCCAGCUUUUCGACCGAUGCUUGUGCCUACGUCGAAUAACUUAGCGAAUCAUCCGCCUAACGGCAUGCCACAACCUCCAACAUAUCUCACCUAUCAGACACAAAUGGUACCGCUUUCACAAUCGACCAUGGAAUUCCCAAAUCCCACUGCCCUUGCCGAGCGGAACCAGGCCUAUUUCCAGGGUACAAGUGGAGGUGGGCUUCCUCCUAUUGCACCCGUGGCACAACUUGGAAGUCAUCUGGUUGUAAUGGAACGUGGGACACCCUCGUCUGUUAUCGAGAGUGUUGGAUCGUUCGGUUCUGUGGCUCCCUAUGCAACAGCUUCCAUCAUCCAGAAUGUCCUACCCCCUGAGCCUCAGUCCUAUCUGCGAAAUUUGGACAAGCGAUUGGAUUCUGACUGUGACAAAACCGAGGUUCAUAACCAUUCUGGGACUAACUCACAGUCAUCGAUGAGUGAAGGAAGCUCUUACUCGACUAAGCGACUCCCCAACAUGGAACGCCUACGAGAUCAACGAGCUACAAUUUCACCGGUACGAAUCUGUGGACCAAACACGGAACAUUCAGUACUAGAAUCUCAGAGCUGCGUUGCCACGCCUGCAAAACAUGUGAAUUCCGAUAUGCCAGUUGGUUCACACAACACCUCAUCUUCUCAGAGUAAAUCUGUAUCUACCGCCUCGACGACCACUCAGCAAAGCGAAGAAAGUAAUAAAAACUUGCGUAAUCGAUCACCAGGAUCUGUAACUCAAGGUUCCGGUAGUUCUGGUCCAACAAGAAAUGUGGCCUUCACCAGUCCGAGCGGAAAUUCCGCGACCGAUAGUAUUUACUCAUUUGCUGAUGAUAACAUACCACCUCCGCCCGCAUCACCUCCACCACCAGCUCCGACAAAGCCUAUCAACAUCCCGUUCAGAUACAAAGAUUUCGACCAGUGUCAGACAUCUGACCGUUCCAGUUCAUGCUUGUCCCAUUUCCCCGACCCUCGCAUCCCUUCUCGCUUGCCAGAAACAAGAAAAGAAAAUCGACCUGCUGUGUAUGACAUGAAUGCUGAGUCCUCUGACGACGAAUCCGACAGCACAUAUUCCCAUAGAAUGACCAAUAAAAGCCUAGAGCACCACCGACCUUAUCUAUUUACUGUGGCGAAUGGACCAGUUACGUCUAAUUUCGGCACUUCCAUCCACGUACCUCUGGCAGCGGACGAGCCGCAAAGCUCAACCUAUGCUCAGGUCUACUAG
Opisthorchis viverrini is the source of this 5113-nucleotide messenger RNA. RefSeq lists its product as hypothetical. Gene Ontology annotation, biological process: axon guidance; cell adhesion. NCBI's taxonomy places the organism in Eukaryota, Metazoa, Platyhelminthes, Trematoda, Opisthorchiida, Opisthorchiidae. Gene Ontology annotation, cellular component: plasma membrane. Gene Ontology annotation, molecular function: protein binding. The transcript has 2 exons. Bases 128 to 5113 code for a protein of 1661 amino acids. The record is from RefSeq and is a predicted model, not a curated record.